AGAUAGAUGAAAUGCUGCAGCAGAUACAGAGUGCUGACCCCACUGGAGAAACACGACCGGACACCAUGGAAAUGUUACAGUUGGAAGAACAAUGUAAAGCAAUGGGUCCACUUAUAGAUGCAGAACUGGAAAAGAUUGAUAAGAGACAUGCUGAGUUAUGUGGAAUUAACACCAAGGUGUUAGAAGCGUUGCAGAUGUACCAUAACUUAAUGAAGGAGACACCGAUGCCAUAUGCUUACAAACAGUCUAUGUCGGGAUAUAACCCUGCUUCAAGCAUGGCGAUGUCCCCUGGAUCUAUGCCACAGUGUACAAAAUUUACCAGGUCAGCAGACUGUUUAUAACGCAGUCCAAUCACAACCCCAACAACCACAUCCACAGCAAAAUGUAGUUCCACCACAACAGAGUAUUUCUACAUAUAAUGUGAACGUAGUUCCGUCGCAUACAAGCAAUAGGAUCAAUGAAUUCUCAAAACAUGGUACCCAGUUCAAGUGACUGUGGUCCCCAGCCCAUUUAAGGACAUAUGUACCAACAACCUGUAUUCCGACAGCAAUUAUUGUGAACAUAUGUAAACAAAUCAUUAAGAAUUUGAAAAAAUAAGUGAUUUUUAUAUAGGAAUUCAAGAAAAAAAUCUUAGAUGAUGCAAUUGAUAUAUAACUAAUUCAGUGUUGUUGUGUCCUGGCUUUGAGCACAAGAUAAUGCUGAAUAUUGCAGGAUAAGUAGAACAAGGCUGUCUGUUGUGAUGAACAAUGUAUACAUGUGCAACUCAUUAGAAUAACAGGCUUUAUUGCUUGAGAAUUCCAGUUUAGUUGUAUCAGAUAAUAAGUGAAAAUAGAGCUCCCCUACAUGAUGGAUUUGGCUUACUUCACAUGUAUUCUAGAUACCAGCAAUAAUUGCUUAAAGUCAUAUCUUGUUGAAUCAUUAAAGAUAUUUCGAAUUGUAACUCUUCAUUGUUGAACAAAGAGACUCUCCAUUUAGGCCAUUACGUGACAGGACUGAAAAUAAUUUUUGGAGAAAUAAUGUUGUAUUUCCCGAAGGUCUAGAUCAAUAAUUAAAAACUUCAGGCUCCCACACUUGAUUUUUUCAAAAAAAUUAUUUUACUAAUGAAAAAUGACCAAUAAUUGAAAAGUGUUGCAAUGUUUUUCAUUCAAAUAGGGCAAAACAUAGCAUUAAUAUAUAAUCUUCAUUUAAUUUCUUAGUAUAUUUCUUGUCAUUUGCAUAUCUUUCUGUUUUAAGUACCCCAGUUAUGCUAUGAAAGAAAUUCAUAUGUAGGCUUUGGGACCAUAGUGGACUUCCUUUAAGAGAACAAAAGGCUCUGAUAUACCACAUUAAUUGCUUAAAUAAUAAAUCAAAUAAUAAUGUACCAGAACAGACCUUGGUUAGUAAAGAGAUACAAAUAUGUUAUAAAAAAUUAAGUUUUAUCACAUACCUGUGCCGAAUUUUGGACUUGUAAAAUGGUAUUGCGUGGCCUGGUGUGACGUCAUUUGUGUUAUACAAACACAGUGUAUGUUAGCAUUACACAAUAGGUGUCUCAAUGAAUAUAAAUGCGUAUUUUUCACUUUAAACAGUGUGUGUUUUGGGUAUGUGAUAAAUAGAAUAUUGUAUCGAUGCAGUUUCAUUACUGAUAUUAUUGAAUACAUUGAAUAAAAUAAUAUUUUGCUCGCCAGAGGCUCGCGUAAUAUAACUUUAUUCAACUCAUUCAAUAAAUUAAGCAUGAACUUACACACUUUAGAUGUUCUCUUUUUAUCAAAUUUUGCUUUAUAACUUAGUGACAAUUCAAACGUUUUAAAAUUACUUGGCACAAAUGAUCCCCACCAUGACACAAUCUGCAGAGCUCAUCAUCCAGGUUGCUACACCCAUGGUCAAGGUUAUAUGUUCUCCAUAACUUUUUGACUUUAUGGAAGAUUUUAAAUAAUUUGGCACAAAUAAUCUUCAUCGUGAGACAAUGUGCUUAUGAUAUGCAUGACACAACAUCAAGGUCAUGGUUGGUAAAAUGUUAAGAGGUACAUAUUCAUGUUCACUGCGAAAGGGGAUUUA
Ruditapes philippinarum (Manila clam) is the source of this 2034-nucleotide messenger RNA. RefSeq names its product signal transducing adapter molecule 2-like. The record is from RefSeq and is a predicted model, not a curated record. Gene Ontology annotation, biological process: protein transport to vacuole involved in ubiquitin-dependent protein catabolic process via the multivesicular body sorting pathway. The coding region runs from base 12 to 341 and encodes 109 amino acids. Lineage: Eukaryota; Metazoa; Mollusca; Bivalvia; Venerida; Veneridae. Gene Ontology annotation, cellular component: ESCRT-0 complex. The transcript has 4 exons.